AUGCCGAUCACGAAUACCUAUCGUCGAUAUACGGCUGAUGGAACAUUUGGAAUCAUUGCUAAUGAUUCUGUUCCAAUUAAAUAUGUUAAAGACGUGAACGGGAAGGCUGGAAAGUUGUGUGUCACUGGGACCGGUUCCACCGUUUCUCUAUGGAAUCUCCACACUUCCCUCUCUUCUGGAUCUCUUUGUAGAAAUUCGGGAAACCGUUUUAUAUCCGUACUGGCUGUCAACUAUGAGUCCGGCUCUACGGAUACCCUUGUUGGCGUUGGAUACAUGGAUGGCUGGGUCACAGUGUUUUCAUUACACUCGGGAAAAGAGGAGGCCUCAUUUCGAGCUGGUUCUCACCGAGUCACAUCACUUGACAUAUCGGGCUCAUCUGUUGCCUGUGCUUCAGAGUCUGAAUUACAUAUUCUGGACAUUAUCUCAGGAGGCGGAUAUCGCUUAAAGGGUCAUCGUGGUGCCGUCACUUCAGUUAAAGUCAUACCAAAUAACAAUAUUCUGAUCUCUGGCGGUCGCGACACUUUUAUCAAGUUCUGGUGUCUGAAAACACAGCACUGUUUUCUUACUCUCACUGGCCAUCCUGGACCUGUUUGGGACGUUGCCUUAUCUGCCAACUGCAAAAUCUUGGUAACUGGGAGUUCUGACACCAACUUGCGGCUAUGGAAGAUAAAGUACAAUAACAGAGUUGGUGAAAAGGGCGAAAGUGACUUCCUGAAUGUCUCGGACGCGCAACGGUUGAUCGAGGACAAUCUCGUUCAAUCAAUUCCCCUUGCAGACUACAGUUCGCUACUGGAAAUAGAAUUCCGUGGAACAAUUCCACGAAAAUCUGUUAAGCGGGUGUUCUCAUUGACUUUUGAUCCGAGUGGUCGGUAUUUGGCUUGCCAGACUCUGGAUAAGGUUCUUGAAAUUUUUGUUUUGCUUAGUGAGGCUGAGCGUCAGUCUCGUCUGCGAAAGAAGCAAAAGAAGGCCAGAAAGCUGGGAUCGAUAGACCCACCAGCGGUUAAGUUAACGGCAGAAGACGAACUCCGUUGCAUUUACCGAAUCGCUCUACCUGCAAAGCUCUCUUCUUGCGACAUUCGUGUGUCCCAUUUCAAUCCCAUGACUAGGGAAACUGAAGAUCGACCUCGCAUCUCAAUCUUACAUAUCCUCUGUUCCUACCGAAACAACCUCGUGGAGGAGUACAGCCUGAAGGUUCCCGUGACGUUGCCCACUCGACCCGUCCUUCUCUCUGGUUGCGUCUCUCGACUCCCAGAAGCCAAACAGAAGGCGAUGGCAGUGGAGUCGACCGGGUGUGAGCUACGUCUUGCUGGGCGCAUCUCAAAUCUUGGCCAUCGUGCCUUCCCUCUCAGCUGUCAGAUUACCGAAGACGGCUUUGGCGUUUUUACGCUGGCUCAUGGGGAGGGUAAACUGUGGAAUCGGUUAAACCAAACGUGCCUUACAACGAUAGAUUGGAGUUCUGUGGAGUUGAAAAGUACACCACUUUCAGGGGAGGAAAUCUCCAAAGUGGAGAACGAGGCGGAGGAUGAUGCGAUGAUGAGUAGGAAGGUGUCUCUGAAGUCUCUAAAAGCCACCGCUUUUGUACUUGCUCCCGGUAGUCGACAUGUCGCUAUUGGCUUUGAGUCGGGGCUGACCUGCUUGUUCGACCUGAUCACGAAGAAAUGCACACAGACACUAGCCAAUGCUCACACCGGUGCUGUUCGAAGUCUCAUUCUCACAGGUGAUCGGAAAGGCAUCAUUUCCGGAAGUGCAGAUUCCAAAGUAGGAUUCUGGGAUUUUGAUUUGAAUGUGCAUUUAAAAAGUGGUCCGAGCCUCUACCUGAAGUCACACCGACCGGUCCAAUCAGUUGCUGAUCAGGUAACUGCUCUGACCACUACUCCAGACAACCGUCUUAUCGCUGUGGCAAUGGUUAAUCUACAUGUGGAUAUCUACUUUACGGACUCAUUCAAGCGGGUGCAUAGCCUCUAUGGCAUGUCUGCUCCUGUGAGUUGCAUGGACGUGUCAGAGGACAGCCGUCUGCUCUUAACCGGCAGCGGAGACAAGACGGUUCGAUUGUGGGAGCUCCAAUUCGGCAACUGUGUGCGGCGAUUCGUUCAACAUACUGAUCCGAUUACGGCUGUGCGGUUCAUGCAUGGCUCGACUCUGGCCUUCUCUGCAGAUCUCGGUGGAAUUAUCCGUGAAUGGGAUGUCAAAAAACUGCAGGAGGUUUGUGUGCUGAAGGGCCAUGAAGGUGGCAUCACAGGUCUCGUGACCCUGGCAACCCGCCCAGGUCUUGGUAAACUAAUGCGAAAGAAUCGUCCUCGUGCACCCCCCAAGCGCAAACGUUCAGACACUUUCGAUGUAGCCUCCGCUGACGAGGGCGAGGAGGACGACUUUGAAGCGGAUAUCUGCGGCGGCGUAGUAAUAUCCACCGGUCGUGACUUCUCCUGUCGUGUGUGGUGUGAGUCUGAGGAACCUCUGGUGCUCGAAGAGGAGGCGGAGCUGGCUCGUGAGGCCGCGGAGGAUGAGCACGAGCUUGCCCGCUAUGAAGCCAUCGUACCGGGAGCUGUUGCUCCCGAGGCCGGUGAAACUGGACCCCUAGGCCGUCCCACUGUCACUACUCGUAAUGCUGCGGACUCAUUGAUGGAGGCAAUAGACAUAUACACCAGACAGACGCAGAUUGAAAAUGAGUCAGAGCCACCGCAUCCACUGAUGGUGGCCUAUGGCGUACCUGACGACCCCGACCGCUUUCUCUUCACCAUCUUCUCCUCUCUCCGAUUACCUGCAAGCGGUGGUAUGUCCGGGCUGGAACACGCACUGGGCUGCAUACACAGCGACCACGUGACUCGUCUUCUACCUCGUCUGGCCGCGUGGAUGGGGCGCGGAUGGGACAUAGAACUGUGCGGUCGCGCCCUCCGCUACCUCUGCACCCUCCAUGCCGCUCUCGUGACUGCUGAUACCAAUCUGACCUCCACCCUUGCUGCUGCUGUGGCUGCCAAACGGUCACAUCUCUCGCAGACCAAGAAGAUGCUUGGGAUGAAUCUGGCGGCGCUAGAUCUCUUGCAGCGGAAGAUUGAGGAGGAGAACCAGAUUUCUCUGUUCGAGGAGGCUACCUCAAAACGAGUGAAGCGAAUAAAGAAGAUUAAGGAGAAAAUUGCCAAGCGAGCGGCCGUCCCCACUGGUUGA
Echinococcus granulosus is the source of this 3162-nucleotide messenger RNA. Its product is annotated as WD repeat-containing protein 3. The record is from RefSeq and is a predicted model, not a curated record. Lineage: Eukaryota; Metazoa; Platyhelminthes; Cestoda; Cyclophyllidea; Taeniidae. Gene Ontology annotation, cellular component: small-subunit processome; Pwp2p-containing subcomplex of 90S preribosome. Gene Ontology annotation, biological process: maturation of SSU-rRNA. Bases 1 to 3162 code for a protein of 1053 amino acids. Gene Ontology annotation, molecular function: protein binding; snoRNA binding. The transcript has 17 exons.